AUGGCUCACUCGUUCAGACUACUCGAGUUACCUUAUGAGAUUCGCACAUCAAUCUACACAUAUCUCGUCCCAAAGAUGUUGACUGUCGAGCCGAUAUACAACGACGAAGAUGAUCUCGUGGGCCUUCAGGCAGAGGCCAAGGAGCCGGUCUUUGAGCUCCCACUCGGAUGGCCGUGUGACCCCGAAGACAUUGUAUGGGAAAGGAGAUGUGGCGCCUCAAUGAACGAUGUUAUCAGUCUCAGGCUCACAAGCAAAUUGGCCAAAUUAGACAUUGACGAUUUCGUCGGACGAGAAUUAUGGGUUAUGCUCCAAUUGGACGGUACCCAACCCGUAGCUCGCGAAUUGUUCCCUCAAGGCGCACGAGCAGACAUCACGCAUCUCAGUAUGACAUGGUUGGGUCUUUAUGGGCGGACGCACAUCGAUGCGAAGCUCGUGCCACUGCAAGAGCUGUUACAUCCAGAGUCAGCCACUUUUCCGAAGCUCCAACAGAUCGACCUACUUUUUCAUGGAAAUACACCAGAUUUGGACUAUCUGAUCGGUCUGAAAAGACUCACCACGGCCAGCGAGACAAUGAAAUGCGUGUACAGCCUCGGUGAUUAUGCGGCUCCUUCGAUGGACUGUGCGGUAUUCUUCUUGGUUCAAGAGGGCACGGAUGUUACUAAGAUUAAGCAGACUGAUCUGCGCGGCGAGCUGUCAAUGAGUCAUGAAGCCGGCCUCGUCGAGCUCGAUAUUGACACCGAGAUACGACAGCCUAUGCAGUCGUCGAGAUCAUACCACGAGUUUGCGAAACACCACAGGGAAAGCGAUGAUGAAUGGCUAUACGACGUCAUCGGGUCUCUAGAUCCUGCCGCCAUCUACGCCAUUGAUCCCAUGAGAGGCGGUCUCGACCCAGAUGGAAGGCUGUUCACAGACAUGGUGGAUUUGUGA
Messenger RNA from Cyphellophora attinorum, 927 nucleotides. RefSeq lists its product as uncharacterized. The record is from RefSeq and is a predicted model, not a curated record. Lineage: Eukaryota; Fungi; Ascomycota; Eurotiomycetes; Chaetothyriales; Cyphellophoraceae. Bases 1 to 927 code for a protein of 308 amino acids. The transcript has a single exon.